Trichoderma harzianum CBS 226.95 is the source of this 1015-nucleotide messenger RNA. RefSeq lists its product as hypothetical. The transcript has 3 exons. Bases 131 to 832 code for a protein of 233 amino acids. The record is from RefSeq and is a predicted model, not a curated record. Lineage: Eukaryota; Fungi; Ascomycota; Sordariomycetes; Hypocreales; Hypocreaceae.
CAUCGUCAAGUUGCAUCUUCGCGCAUUCACCAUCUCAAAAUAGAGGGGAUUUCUGAACUUGACAUACAGACUUUUGGACUCGCUUUUUUCCAGUCACCUUAUCGGAUUUGAACGAUCAUAUAGACAAAAGAUGGCUCCGCUCAAGAUAAUCGGCGCAGGCUUUGGCCGAACAGGCACACUGAGUCUUUGCUAUGCCUUGGAUAUGCUUGGAUAUAACUGUCAUCACAUGGAAAAAUUAAUUCUCGACCCGUCGCAAGACCCUGAGGCUUUUGAAGCUGCCUAUCACACCCGAACUGCAGACUGGGAUAAGAUCUUUGCCAACUAUGACGCAGCAGUGGACUGGCCAUCUGCUGAGUUUUGGCCUGAGCUAUUGAAGCAGUACCCGGAUGCCAAGGUGAUUCUUACCGUGCGUGAUCCAAACGAUUGGUACGCUUCUGUCGGCAAAACGAUCAAAGAAUGGCCGAUGGACUCUACCAUCCGAUGGCCAGAGCGUAUGCUAAAGACCAGAGCCAUGGCACGUGUCAUUGUCAAGGAGGGAGCUCUAAAGGACUACACAGAUAAGAAUUUGAUGAUUUCCAAGUUUAAGGAAAAUAUUGAGCGCGCCAAGGCGACGGUUCCAGAUAAUCAGCUUCUGAUUUUCCGACCAAGUGAGGGCUGGGGUCCUCUUUGCAGGUUCUUGGGCAUUCCUGAGCCAGAGGCUGAGUUCCCCAGGUGCAAUCGCCGCGAAGAUUUUGUAGACAGAUUGCGCUGGGUGAGAGAGUCCCUGGAGAAUGGCAAGUUUCUUUCAGCCAUGCCAUACAGAGGGGACAUUAUCAAUGUGAGUUCAAACUAAUGAAGUCGGUUACAAUCGAACGCGGAGUAUGGUGUUUCAAGUGUGUAUCUGGAUGACGCUCUGGGAGGAUUCAACAUCCGCACUGUUUACAUAUAUGGCAAUUCCAAUAUAGCAUAUAAAUCCAUAACAGUCUUAACGCAAAUUAAUUAAGCAUGAGCUGAAUUAUGCUCACUCUAACUGCCG